GGAUUGAGCAUUGAUGACCUCAUAAUGUGAACCUGAGACGCUGUAUGAGACAGCGUAUGAUCAUUUCGUAGAAAACAUGGAGGACCAAAUGACAAAUCAGUUUUUUUGAAAGAGAGCUAGCAAUGAGCGAUCCCAUUGAGAACUUGUCAUCUAACGUCAGUUUACUCCGUACAGAAGGCUGGACAAUGAACACGGCGCUAGCUCCUUACUGUGGCCGGGAGAUGCCAAGGAUCAAAGCGAUUACCAUGAGUCACAUAUCAGAUUCAUUGAUCUGCUCGUUCAAUUGCUUUUCUUCCUAUGCAGCGGAUGCCAGUGUAGGAUUGAUUCAAGCGACCACUGUUGCAGUGUCUCGGGCGUCAUCAGACAACUUUCCGCGUUGUGGUAGCUGUGAACCAAGGCUCUGUGGUACUCCAAAUUCGGGAAUUGUAUUCUUUCCCAACCUCUCAAAGGCUGUUGAGGGGUAUAUUGCUUUUGUCAACCCAUCUCCAUGUAGACCUCACUUAAUCAUGCACGGAGCGGAGCAAUGAAGGUCGAAGACCAUUAAUGCAGUCAAGCAGCAAUACUACCCAACAAUGUCAAUCGAUGACAGGAAUCCUAACCGGCGUAGAUAGAACCAUCAUCAAAAGACUGUUUCACCACGAUAUACUCGUAGAGGUAGGUAUGUGAUUGGCGGAGGUCGUGUAUUGCAACACGCCUAGUGGUCACCGAGUGCAGCUAACAGAGUAGCCUAACAAAAUCAGAUUAAGAAAUUGGAGGUCUAGCCUUUGACUGGAUUAUCGGAUUGUUGUACCAGUUGUGCUUAUCAAACAAGUCAGCCACCUAGGUGGUCGCAUGAACUGUUACUCCGUCAGAAUGCUCGGUUGUUCUUAA
Aspergillus pseudonomiae is the source of this 870-nucleotide messenger RNA. RefSeq lists its product as uncharacterized. Bases 123 to 527 code for a protein of 134 amino acids. Lineage: Eukaryota; Fungi; Ascomycota; Eurotiomycetes; Eurotiales; Aspergillaceae. The record is from RefSeq and is a predicted model, not a curated record. The transcript has a single exon.